AUGAGUGACGGAAGAGAUUCUCCUGUGAACCAAGAACGCAACACCGAGAUCCCAGAAAAAUACACUUGCUCAGUGAGGACAUGUGAAGAUGACUUCCGCCGUCUCUGCUUGGAAGACCCUGAACGCGUACCUGGACAGAUGAAGAAGGAGAGGGAUGAUCAGGUUGUUAAUACCGCCGGUGGCUACGUUUUCGCAGUGAGUGACGAGUCGAGAGUGCGUAGAUUCAUCAUUCUUGGAACUGAUGGAGGAACUUAUUACAGUACGGAACAAGAGCUUACCGUUAACAAUGUUGAGGCUCUUAUCAAGAUAAUAGAGAAAGGUCGUGGAAGUAUCAUUCUGAAGGAGGUCUACGAAGUGUCACUUGCCGGACGAAAUCCAAAACAAGAUCCUCUCUUGUUGGCACUCGCUUUAUGUGCAAGGCAAGUGUUAUACUUGUAUAACGUUUCCGACUUGGCUGCAAAAGGGUCCGAAUCUGGUGGAGGAGACGCUGAUAAACUGAGGAGGAAAUAUUUGAAUGAACUCCAUAAGUCUGCCUUCAGCAUUGUGAAUGAUGUGAGUACUUAA
Cooperia oncophora is the source of this 564-nucleotide messenger RNA. NCBI's taxonomy places the organism in Eukaryota, Metazoa, Nematoda, Chromadorea, Rhabditida, Trichostrongylidae. The record is from the annotation of a GenBank genome assembly.